AUGGAGAGCGCCGCAGCACUUGCGGGGGACGUGGUGGUUGUGCGGUACGCCACGGCGGCGAUGUUCGUGGCGGCGUUGGAGCCGCACCUCCGCCGCUCGUCGUGGGCCGCCAACCUGCUCCUCGCCCCCGCCUUCGCCCCCUCCGCCUCCGAGUGCCUCUUCCUCGCCACCUGGCCCUCCUCCACCACCUCCGCCGGAGCCAGCCAACGACCACGACCAGUUCUGAUGUUGGCCCGCGUCGACGCCUUCCCCAUCUUCGUUUCCUUCACCGACGCCUGCGAUGGUAACGAUGUUGAGGUGGUCGGCCGCCACGUGGAGGCGCUGGCCGAGCACCUGGCCGGCCGGGUGUCGGCCGAGUGGCUGGGCACGGUGCGGCGGGUGACGGGUCCCGCCUGGCUCAGCCGACCGCUGGCCGACGCCGUGGGCCGGUUGCUCAACCGACGCGCGACGCCGCACUGGACCCUCACCGCCGCCGCCUGCACUUCGACCACCCUCCGCCUGGUCGACCAGGCCGGCAGCGGCGCAACAGCGACGACGAGUGGUGGUGGUGGUGAGGAGGGCGAAGUGCGGCGGUUCGUGGUGGGGCGCGAUGACGAGGAGCGGCUGGCGCGGCUCUACGAGGUGUUCGUCCUCCCACCGACGCCGAUCGACGAGUGCCGACACCAAGUCCGCCGCACGCUGGCCGACGAGCCCGGCAGCCGGGUCUUUGUCCACGUCAUGCGGUCCGCGGCCGAUGACCACGACAUCAACGACGAUCACGGUGACGUGAAGAAGAAGGAGGAGGAGGAGGUGAUCACCGGCUUCCUCUACCUGAAGCGGGAGACGCCCUUCAACUUUGCCAUCUCGGCCGUGUGCACGGCGCCAGAGUACCGAUGCCGCGGCAUUGCCGGCCGCCUGGUCCGCGCGGCCACCCGGUGGGCUCUGGCGCCGGCGGACAGCGAUGGCGGCGGCGGCAAGAAGGAGGUGUGCAUCUUUUGGAUGGAAGAGGCCCCGGGCCGCAUCUAUCGCAAGGCGGGCUUCGGUGACGACGGCAUGAUGGGCGACUGGGCCGGCUGGACCUUUGAAGGCCUCGACGCCGGCCCCUGGCCUUCAUGA
This is a messenger RNA of Acanthamoeba castellanii str. Neff, 1095 nucleotides long. Its product is annotated as acetyltransferase, GNAT superfamily protein. Lineage: Eukaryota; Discosea; Longamoebia; Acanthamoebidae. The transcript has a single exon. Gene Ontology annotation, molecular function: acyltransferase activity, transferring groups other than amino-acyl groups. The coding region runs from base 1 to 1095 and encodes 364 amino acids. The record is from RefSeq and is a predicted model, not a curated record.